AAUUCUUCUACAACAAUCAACUGAUAUAAAAGUCGAAAGAUUAUUACUAAUUAUCACAACGCUUGACCUUAUAUCAUAUCUUCUUAAAUAGAGUUGAGUUGUUGUAGAGUUAUCAGCACCUUAAAAUAAAAAUAAUAAACUAUUUCAUCGCCAUUUAACUAGCACUAUAAUGAUAUUAUACGAUUUUUUGUUUAUGUUAGUAGUCGCUAAUGUGGUUACUAUUCCUGCUAAUCAGUGUCAAACUCCAAACAACUACUUCGGCAAAUGCAUACCAAUUGAGGAUUGCCCUUUGCUCAAUUUUUUUUUUGAAAAUGGAAUUCAAACACUUACACAAAACGAUACUUUGUAUCUAAAAAAAUCUUUAUGUGGUUUUGCGGACGAAAAACCAAAGGUGUGCUGCCCCGUGAAUACUUUACUAGAAAGUUCUAUUUGUGGCAUUGGUUAUCAAAAGAAGAUCAUUGGAGGAAGAAAAACCGAAAUUGAUGAAUUUCCUUGGAUGGCAUUAUUAGAAAGAGAAAGAUCUAAUGGUACUAGAGAAUUUGUUUGUGGAGGUGCUUUGAUAAGUAAUAAAUAUGUUUUAACGGCAGCACAUUGUGCUGUUUUAAAAUUAGUAAGUGUUCGUUUGGGCGAAUACGAUAUUAAAAGUGAUGUGGAUUGUAUAAAGGGUCUAAAUGUUGAUGACAUAGAUUGUGCACCACCGCCAAUUAAUAUUCCUAUUGAAGAAAAAAUCAUCCAUGAACGUUAUAACGUUCCUAGAAGUGUCAAUGAAUACAACGAUAUUGCCUUAUUGAAAUUAAAAGAUUCAGUGAAAUUUUCAGAUUACAUAAAACCUGUUUGUCUUCCAAUCUUUCCAGAAAAAAGUUUUUACAAAAGUGCUAACUUCACCAUCGCUGGUUGGGGAGAAACCGAGAACAAGACAAUGAGCAACGUUAAACUAAAAGUUGAGCUACCUCUAAAAAAUAGAUUACAUUGCCACGAGGCCUACAGCAUAUACAAUUAUAAAUUAAAUUUAUCUGAAGGCCAGUUGUGCGUUGGUGGAACGAAAGGCAAAGAUUCCUGCGUUGGGGACAGUGGAGGUCCUUUGAUGAAUGCCAACAGAAACAAAAAUAACGACUUGGUAUGGUAUGUGGUAGGAAUUGUGUCCUAUGGGUCGAAGAUGUGUGGGUCGGAAGACUUCCCAGGCAUAUAUACAAAUGUUUCAAAUUUCGUGCCAUGGAUUCUUAGCAAAAUAAAGCGUUAAAAAUAA
This is a messenger RNA of Tribolium madens (black flour beetle), 1246 nucleotides long. RefSeq names its product CLIP domain-containing serine protease 2-like. The transcript is spliced from 6 exons. Gene Ontology annotation, biological process: proteolysis. The record is from RefSeq and is a predicted model, not a curated record. Gene Ontology annotation, molecular function: serine-type endopeptidase activity. NCBI's taxonomy places the organism in Eukaryota, Metazoa, Arthropoda, Insecta, Coleoptera, Tenebrionidae. The coding region runs from base 170 to 1240 and encodes 356 amino acids.